Messenger RNA from Musca vetustissima, 1413 nucleotides. RefSeq names its product tether containing UBX domain for GLUT4. The coding region runs from base 1 to 1413 and encodes 470 amino acids. The record is from RefSeq and is a predicted model, not a curated record. NCBI's taxonomy places the organism in Eukaryota, Metazoa, Arthropoda, Insecta, Diptera, Muscidae. Gene Ontology annotation, molecular function: protein binding. The transcript is spliced from 4 exons.
AUGGAAUCUAAAGUUACUGUCCUAACACCCAACGGAAGGAGGCAAAAUGUUAAAAUUUCACCCAAUAUGACACUUUUGCAAAUACUCGAAGAUGUUUGCAGCAAACAUAACUUGUGCAGCGAUGAUUUCACCCUGAAACAUCACAACAAGGAAGUAUCGCUGGCACAGACAUUCCGAUUCAGUGGUUUACCCAAUAAUUGUCUGCUGGAAAUGUCAGAGGCGGAUAAAAAACGUACCGUGGCCAAUGUUGAUAUAUGCGUCCAAAUGGAAGAUGGUAGCCGCAAACAGGCACAAUUUAAAUCGACGUCAAAUUUAUGGUCAGUUCUAGAGGAAUUGGCUGCCGGAGAGCUGGAGAAAUAUGAUAGUCCCGUCAUAAUGUAUAUGCGUCAAGAUAUAAUGGGUAAAGAAAAAUUGGAAAAUACUACCUUGAAGUCAUUGGGUAUAUUGGAGGGACGUGCCCUGUUGCGUUUGGCCAACAAGAAGGUGGAGGAAUUGAAGACUCAAGCUAUGGUUUAUGCUCCACCUGCCCCCAAAGUUGAGACCAAGAAGGAUGAAAAUGAUAACGUAAAACCUAAAACUACCAAAUCGGCUGGUGGUGGUGGUGGCGGUUUUGCCAUUACUAAAGAUUUGGUGAAAUCUCUAAAAAAGGCUGCAGAACCAAAGCCUGAAACCAAAACCAAUGAGAACGAACAACAAGAAGAAGGAAGUACAGAAAAUUCAAAAACUGAAAAUACGACAAAAGAAGUGGCAAAACCAAAAUAUGAUUGGGGUGAUGCUCCCGGUAGAUCGAUGCAGGCAUCCAAAAAUAACAAGGAGCAAGAAGAGGCCAUAGAAGAAAUGGAACCAGAAAUUGAACCUGAAUAUCAUAUUAUUGGCGAUCGUAAUGCCUUGCUAUAUCAUCUCGAUGCAGCCCAAAGUCAAAUCGAAGAUUUACCUGAUUCAUUUUAUGAUUUAACGGUUAAUGAUCUCAAAUUGGUAUUACGUGAUUUACGUAAAAUUGCCACCGGUGAUGCCGAUGCGCCACUGCUAACGGAAAAAUUACGAGAAAUUGAAAAUAACAAUACAAUGCUGAGAAAAAUAUCACAAUAUAAAAAUUGUGCCAUACGCAUACAAUUUCCAGAUCGUCAUGUGUUGCAGGGUAUGUUUAAGCCAGUGGAUAAGGUGGCCGAUGUGCUGGAAUUUGCAAAGACAUUUUUGGUGAAGCCACAACAAUCGUGUUAUUUGUAUACCAUCCCGCCAAAAACUAUUUUGGAUUUGGACAAGACAUUAUUGGAAUUGGAUUUUGUACCCAAUGCUUUGGUGCAUUUCUCAACAGAGGAUGAAAACAACGAUGCAAUACUCCUGAAAGAAGAAUAUUUGAAACAAUUAACCAGUCCAGACGGGGCCUUGUUUGCAGCAAAUAAAUUUAGGUAA